This is a messenger RNA of Psammomys obesus (fat sand rat), 1701 nucleotides long. RefSeq names its product zona pellucida sperm-binding protein 3 receptor-like. The coding region runs from base 1 to 1701 and encodes 566 amino acids. Gene Ontology annotation, biological process: negative regulation of complement activation, classical pathway. Lineage: Eukaryota; Metazoa; Chordata; Mammalia; Rodentia; Muridae. The record is from RefSeq and is a predicted model, not a curated record. The transcript is spliced from 12 exons.
AUGUGCCCUCCGAGAGCUUCACAUGCACUCACCACGAGCUCCACCCUUCACAGAAAAGGGACAAUGACAGCCUGGUCCUUCCUUGAGCUGUGGAAAACCUCUCAUUCUACUCUGCUCCAAAUGACUUUGGCCAUUGCUCUGAUGGUCCCUGUUCUUGGUGAUUGUGGACCUCCACCUGGUUUACCAUUUGCUGCUCCAGUCAGCCAGAUGUAUGUGACUAUCUUCCCAACCGGAAGUGUUCUGAAAUAUGCCUGCCGUCAUGGCUUCAGGAAAAUCAAUUCAAGCCUUCUUACUUGUGAUGAGAAUGGUUCAUGGGCCUAUAAUAUCUUUUGUGUCAAGAAACAAUGCAGAAAUCCAGGCGAAUUGAUCAAUGGGAAAGUAGAAAUUACGACUGAUCUUUUCUUAGGUUCAACCAUAGAGUUCAGCUGCUCAAAGGGCUAUGUUCUGAUUGGCUCAGCCACUAGUCGGUGUGAGAUUCAAGGUAAAGGCGUUGACUGGAGUGAUUCUCUUCCAGAAUGUGUAAUUGUCACGUGUGAGUCCCCUCCAGACAUCAGCAAUGGGAAGCACAGUGGUAUAGAAGAAGACCUUUUCUCAUAUGGCUCAAUAGUCACCUAUAGCUGUAAUCCCAGCUUCAUACUCUCCGGCAACGCCUCCAUUGUCUGUACUGUGGUAAACAAAACAGUGGGUGUUUGGAGCUCAAGACCCCCUACUUGUGAAAAUGAGCACCAACUGACAGAAAAUGGAACUUCAGCAUUCAACUUGGUGAGACCAGUGAGCUUUCCAGGCCCACUACCGAAAGAUGGUUGUACUAACCUACCAGAUAUUCCCAAUGCUUCCUGGGACAAAAACGGUUUUCCCUUAAGAAAAUCUGAAGUAUAUGAAAUUGGGACCAAUUUGAAAUACCACUGCAAUUAUGGCUACCAGUCAGCUUCAAAUGAAUCCCAUUUUGUGACUUGUCGGGAAAACCAGACAUGGUCGCCUUCCAGAGGAUGUGAAAGGAUAUGCUGCCCAACACCAAAUAUGGAGAAAAUCAAAAUUGUAAGUGAAAGGAGAGAUUUCACUGGUAUAUGCACCUAUGCCUAUGGAGACUAUAUUUUCUAUAUUUGUGGUGAAGGUUCUUACCCUAUGUCUAUGGAUGGAAGGAGUUCAUGUCAAGCAGAUGGAAAGUGGGGCCCUGCAAUACCAUCAUGUCAAGAGGGUAAGAACCUGAAAAACCUUCUUGCUGUUACCUCACCACAGUUACCAGAAAUAAACAUUAAAAACAAUAAGUAUCUAAAGAAUCAUGGGAAAAAUAGUCCCUUUAUUUCUGCUAAUGAUGUGUGUCCCAAACCAUUCAUCAUAAAUGGAAACCUGUCUGUGGAGAAAGAUUACUAUGCUAAACUGGAAAAUGUCACCGUUCAAUGUGAUAUUGGAUUUGACUUAGUUGGUUCCCCAAACAUUGUUUGUUCGGAGAACAAGACAUGGCACCCUGAUAUACCCCACUGUAAGCUGGAGGUCCUUGAAGACUGCAGGGUAGUGAAUGAAGGCAGAAAACUCCUGCAGUGCCUCUCAAGCCCAGAAGAUGUGAAAAGGGCCCUGCAGGUGUACAAGCUGUCUCUGGAGAUCGAACUAUUAGAACAGCAGAAACAGAAGUGGACAAAGGUCUCCAAAAAACCAUUUAAACGUGUUAAAGUAAAGGGGCCACGUAGGCCUUUUGGUUAA